GUUCUACCUUAUGUAUAGGUCUUGUUUUAGUUAUGAAUUCCUGUUAAUUCUCGCUCCAGCGGAAUUCAGAAAAAAUAUAUAUAUUCCUAAGAAAAGGGCAUUUCAAACUUCCUUUUUACUUAGUCCGUAAAGGUUUGGUAAUCAUCAGAUGAGCAGAUUGAUUUAGACUGUUGUCAUAGCAACUCCUGAGCGAGAUUUGCAUUUAAUAGAACUUAAAAUUAAGUUUUUAACAUAAACAGAGCAUUCUGUGAACAAUGGUGAGAAGUCUUAAUGAAAAAGUCAAUGGUUGCGGUAUCUACUGUUUAUCAAGUUAGCGCUUACGUUUUCCAUGUGAACAAGCAAUGAACGAAGAUGAACCUUCGGUUUUCGAAACAUCGGCAAAUGAUGUAAACCAAACAGAAAUUUCAGUUAGCGACGGUAUUACGAGCAAUCAGCCUAAAGGAGCAUCAGAGAAUUUACCUUCGAGAGAAACAGAAACAAGUGAAUCAAACAUUAGGGAAAGUGAAUCUCGUUUUUCUAAGGAAAACAUUGAAGCCAGUGGCGAUAAUGAUACAACGGAAACAUCAGAGUUUGAAUCAAGAGCGGCGGGAAUGUUGUCGCUGAAUUCGGACGCUACCGCCGACUCCAGUGGCGUGAUUGGCGAUGCCGGGAAGAUUGGAGAUAAAAGUUUACAGCAAGAGCUAGAAGUUGAGGGUGAAAUCCACGAAGGAAAGUUAAACGGAACUCAGGCGACCGAAGAGAAUCCUUUUCUUCAGUCAGUGAAAUAUUUAGAAAAGCAUCAAAUUCUGCGCCUUUUCCAGGUGGGAUUUGUUCGUGACAGUUUCAUGAAUAUGCAUCUCGGCCCUUUGGCUUGACUUUCUUUUCCUCAUCUUUUUACUGCAAUGUCAUGUUCCCUAUCUCGAUUAAACUCUUUUGAUCUUUUUUUUUAUUUAUACUUCGCCGGCGAGUCGAGCUUUCUUCAGGGUCAUUCGUCUCUUCUUUCAAAUAACAACUAAUCGUCCGUAAACCAACACAUAACAAUCCAGCUUUUUAUGCAUAAUGAGUUUACAUUUUAAAUGACAGCGCUUUUGCAUUUGAUUACUUUCCAGUUGGAAAUUAACGCCAAAUUCUUCACUUCAACAAUAAGAUUUUUUCUUGAGAAGCGUUUUAUUACUUAUCAAAUCCAAAAAUUUGUAAUUCAUGUUCACUGAGCAGUUGUAGAAAAAAGAAGAGUAUCUGACUGCCUUAAGCAAUGCAUGACUUUCUGACCUAUGGCUGGCUCCCUAACCGACUGACUGACUCACUAAAAACAUUAAUUACUGACUGACUGGCUGACCGGCUGCCUGCCUACCUGCCUAACUGCCUAACUGACUGACUAACAAACUGAUUCAUCAUUCACUCACCCACUGACUCGCUGAUCAGGAGUGACUGACUGACUGAAUGGCUAACUGACUACUCACCGACAUACCAACGGUAACUUUGAACAGAAAACUCCGUGUUAACAACUCCUCCCUUUGUUACAGAAUUUCGCUGCCCAGAUCGUUUACAAGAGACCUGAUAACCCUCUACAAUACUUAGUUGAUGAAUUAGAGGGGUCCCGAGACGAAGCGCGUGAACAUGUUGAGCGAGUUCCAGUAACAAGCCAAGACGUUGAUACACUAGAUUUGACGUCAUGACACUUUCGUCCAAACCUGGAAGUCUCAUAACGCAGUUGUGGUUGUGCAAAAGAGAAUUAUAACAGAGAUCUCAAAAAAAGGAAAAAACUACAUAUGGAUAUGUAACCUUAACUAAGAGGAUUACCUCGAGAUUGAAUAAAAUGUUAAAAUCAUCUCUUUCAAGGGUAGACGAACACCAAAAAGAAAGGAAUAAGGCAAAACAGAAAAUAAACUGUUAAGGAUGGAGAUGAUUCACAAAGAAUGCAAAUCACGAACUUGGAAACUUUAGGCGACGUAGUUUCAUGUUGACCUCCUAUAAAAUUGAAGUAGCAGUAUUAUAAAGUAUUAUCGACCGAGCUGAUAACGUAAAUUGGCCACCCCAAAGAGUUUCAAAGCCGACGUUUCGAGCGUUAGUCCUUCGUUAUUCGCUCUAACAGAGGGCUAACGCUCGAAACGUCAGCCUUUUAACUCUUUACGGUGGCCAAUUUAGGUUAUCAGGCAACUCAGUUGAUACUAAUAAAUCACUUUGCUAUACUCUCCCACCGACGCAGCACCACAGUUUCUUUAGAAACUUACCCCUGUUAUGAAGUAGCGGUAGUUUUUAAGUGGUUUUAGUACUGUAAUGUAAGUAAUCAUUAUAUUAUAUAUAUGGUGUAAGUUGCGUAAGUCCGUCAGUGUAACGUGUGGUAAUUAACAAAUAGAGAAGCCUUGACUGUGCUCUGUUCUGUUGUAAAGCACGCAGGAAGCGGCUAGAGCACGAAAGAAGUGUAGGGGG
Pocillopora meandrina is the source of this 2409-nucleotide messenger RNA. Lineage: Eukaryota; Metazoa; Cnidaria; Anthozoa; Scleractinia; Pocilloporidae. The record is from the annotation of a GenBank genome assembly.